Molecule: messenger RNA, 6633 nt
Organism: Pieris napi
Lineage: Eukaryota; Metazoa; Arthropoda; Insecta; Lepidoptera; Pieridae
Gene: pcm
Product: 5'-3' exoribonuclease 1
Exons: 34
Coding region: 333-4838 (1501 amino acids)
Biological process (GO): nuclear-transcribed mRNA catabolic process; rRNA catabolic process
Cellular component (GO): nucleus
Molecular function (GO): 5'-3' RNA exonuclease activity; RNA binding
Source: RefSeq, a predicted model, not a curated record
UUGGACAAUGGACAUUUGUGAUUGAUGACUGAUGGUUAUAUUUUCAUAAUUUUUUCGAUGUUUUAAGAAAACAUGAAUUGGAUUUCCAAUUGAAUAGAAAGUAGACUAAAUAAUUUUAACGCGGCUUGUCUGCUUCUGAAGAUCAGCUUAGUUUGUAGAUUGCAUAAAGGAAAUGUACUAUAGCCUUUUUAUGUCAAUAACGGAUAACCAACUCAACAGCAAAAAAAACUGUCAGGUUUUAAUUGUGUUAACUGUUAAUUAAUAAAUAAAAUUAAGAGCAUCGUGAAGGCUGGUUACGUUAAGUAUUUUGAGAAUCGCGUUAACUAAGAAAUAUGGGUGUUCCGAAGUUUUUCAGAUAUACCAGUGAAAGGUACCCUUGUCUAAAUGAGUUGGUGAAGCAAUAUCAGAUCCCCGACUUUGACAACAUGUAUUUGGAUAUGAAUGGCAUUAUACACAACUGCUCACAUCCUGAUGACUCAAAUCCACAUUUUCGAAUCACAGAAGAGAAAAUAUUUAAGGAUAUUUUUCAUUAUUUAAGUGUUUUAUUUCAAAUUAUAAAGCCAAAGAAGCUGUUCUUCAUGGCUAUUGAUGGUGUUGCUCCAAGGGCCAAAAUGAAUCAGCAGAGAGGUCGACGAUUCCGAUCUGCAAGGGAAGCGGAAGAAUUAGAAGCUCAGGCUAAGGCUAAAGGAGAAGUGCUUCCAACUGAAAAGAGGUUUGACAGUAACUGUAUUACACCGGGAACUGUUUUUAUGGCAAGGCUUCAUGAACAGUUGAAAUAUUUUGUAAAAAUGAAGAUUACCCAGGAUCCAUUAUGGUCAAAAGUUAAAGUGAUUUUAUCUGGACAUGAGACUCCCGGAGAGGGUGAACAUAAGAUUAUGGAUUAUAUUCGUUGGGCUCGUUCUCAACCAGACUAUGACCCAAACACCCGCCAUUGUUUGUAUGGUCUUGAUGCCGAUCUCAUUAUGUUAGGAAUGUGUACUCAUGAACCACACUUUGCUUUACUAAGAGAAGAGGUCAAAUUUGGCAAAACAACCCAAAGAGCGACCAGCCCAGAAGAGACCAACUUCUAUCUUUUGCAUUUAUCUUUACUCCGAGAGUAUUUAGAACAAGAAUUCAUAUCUAUAAAAGAAAAUCUUCCAUUUAAAUAUGACAUUGAGAAAAUUGUUGAUGAUUGGGUUUUAAUGGGAUUUUUGGUUGGAAAUGAUUUUAUUCCCAACUUACCGAAUAUGCAUAUAAGUAAUGAUGCAUUGCCGCUUUUGUACAAGACGUAUAUGACUGUUCUACCGACUUUAGAUGGAUAUAUAAAUGAAGCCGGUGACCUGAACCUAGCUAGAUUUGAAGUGUUCAUGCAAGAGUUGGCUAAAAUAGACAAAGAGAAGUUUCAAGACACUUAUGCAGACCUGAAAUAUUUUGAAAUGAAAACUGGAAGACGGCCUAAUGCUAAUGAGAGAAAAGAUUACAAACCGAACAAUGAUGAUACGUUCAACGUAAACAUAGACGAUAUAAAGGCAAACAAACCAGAUGAUGAAUUACAAGCUCUCAUCAAUGCUACACAGGAAAUGUUCAUGGACGACGUCGCAGUUGAUGAUGAUGAUGAAUAUGAAGAAACUAGUGACGAGGAGGCAACCAUUGAAAUGGAGUUCAUAUUACACAAAAAGGACUAUUAUAUGAACAAAUUGGAUUAUUCUAAAGUUACUGAGGAAGUACUAGCGGACCAAGCCGAAGGCUACGUGCGUGCGAUACAAUGGAACUUAUUCUAUUACUAUAAAGGGUGUCCUUCCUGGUGCUGGUAUUAUCCGCACCACUACGCACCAUAUAUAUCAGAUAUUAAGGGGUUCAAGGAUUUGAAAAUUGAGUUUGAGUUGGGCGAUCCGUUCAAACCAUUUGAACAGCUAUUAGCAGUAUUACCCGCAGCAAGUAAGCAUCUCCUACCGACUCCAUUCCAUGACCUGAUGACGGAUGAGGAUUCACCUAUUGUACAUUACUACCCAAUACACUUCGAAACAGAUCUGAAUGGAAAGAAGAACGAUUGGGAGGCUGUUGUCUUGAUACCAUUUAUAGACGAGGUCAAUCUCUUAUCAGCAAUGUCGCCCUGUUAUCAGCGUUUGACGGAAGAAGAGCUUAAGCGUAAUAUGCACGGACCUAUGCUCGUAUAUAACUGGAGUUCUACACCUGUAGGUACAGCGCAAGCGCCUGACUUUUUCCCACCGAUAUCAUGUCAUGCAAUAGAACAGGCAAUAUUCCGGACAGAACUGGAAGUGAGCGAAGAGAACCUAAAAAGAGGAAUGUUGCCAAAUGCGCAGAGGGAUCUCUUGUUCCCCGGAUUCCCUACGAUGCGCCACUUGAAGUAUCAGACACAAUUAAGAAAAUGCAAGGUCAAAGUAUUCGACCAGCCUUCGCGCAAUGAGAACAUGAUAGUGCAAGUGUUACCCGAAGAAGAUACAAACCCACCUAUACAGGAAUUGGCUCUUGGGUUACUGGGGAAGAUCAUUUGGGUCGGCUGGCCGCAUCUUACAAGAGCCAAAGUUAUAUCAGUAUCAAACGAGAAAGUUCGUCUGCAUCACAACGACCAACAAACUUCAAUAGGUCUUCAUUACUCGACGGAAAACAAUACGGGAAACCUUCACAAACAAUGGAUCUCUGAACGUUCUACUAUUAUUGAACAUAAUAUGAAUCGUCUAGGCAUUGAACUUGGUGACGUCAAUGUGAUCGUGCAUGCCAAAAACUUAAAAGGUUAUAAAUACGUAAUUCAAGACAAUGUCCGCAUGGCUAUGGAAGAGGAGUGGUGCGAUACCCCCUGUGGGUACGCCUUUCAGGCUAUAGUGGCUAAUGCCAAGGCAUCAGAGCUGAAGCCUCCAGCUAAAUAUCUUACUCCGACGGAGGCCUAUCCCACGGGAGAUACCGUGUUCCUGUUGACGCAGGGACAGUACUAUGGAUGUCUUGCAACGGUGGUAAAUGCGGACGCGGCCCGUAGCGGGCGUAUAAAGGUGUGCGUACGAGAGGCCAAAGAACCCGUACCACGGGCUCAAGCCGCCGCUUGCGCUUAUCGAUCCGCUAAUCACGCCGCUGCUGCUUGUGGUAUAUCUGCGCAAAUGCUCUCGCGCAUAACAGGAUCGAUUCUGGUGAUAUCGGGAGUAAGGAAUGACUUGCCAACUGAGACACAGUCCAAGAUCAAUAUUGGGCUCAAUCUCAAGUUUAAUAAAAAGAACCAAGAAGUAUCAGGUUACACCCGCCGGUGUAAAGUGACAAACUCGUGGACAUAUUCGGAACGCUGUGUCGAGUUGGUGAAAAGUUAUGCGAGGGAAUAUCCAGAAUUGUUCGACAAACUCGCCUAUACAAUGAACCGGGAUGUAUUCUUUGAAGGCGAUUUGUGGCCUGAUGCGGUGGGUCAAAGUAAACCUCAAGAAGUCCAAAAAUGGCUGAAAACGCAACCCCAUAUCGGUGCAGCGCGCAGACAGUGUGGUUCCGAAGCCCUAGAGCCAGAGGAGAUGAAGGCUAUUUGGAAGAAUUUAGAGGAACAGCUGAAAGAGAUCAAAAGUCAAAAAUCUGUCAAUUUGAGUGUCAAAUGGAAUGUGUUGUAUAAGCCGGAAUUACACGAGGGCAACAUUGCGCCGGAUUCACAUGCUGACUACAAAAUGUACGACCGCAUAGUAUGUGUUGCCCGUAAUAUAACCGUGCCGCUUGGGGCUAAAGGCACAGUGACGGCGAUUUAUCAACCAACUGAUGGCAAUACUGUGCGGUUAUCAGAUAAAAUGAACGCUCAACCGACUUAUCAGGUAAUGUUCGACGAACCCUUUGCAGGCGCGAUGUCUGAAGAUCUAUUUGAAGAAUCCAGGUUUUAUAGAAUGCUACCAACGAACAUGCUAAAUAUAUCCUACGGGCGUCAAAUCCGAAAUGUACAAACGGACAACAACGAAGAUACAAAUUCGUGGGGCUUCACACAACCGCCCGCCGUUCUUCGCAGGGACAACACACAACCGCCCGCUGUUCUUCGCAGGGACAAUACACAUAACUCCGCGUUCGCCAGUUAUAGUCCCCCGUGGGAGACGAAACCAGCUACUCCGGAGGCAAAAAUACCGGAGGCAAAAACACCGCAGGCAAAAACACCAGAGGCAACUAAUGGCGGACAAAAGGAAGACCCGACGACACUCUUGAGAAGUCUUCUGAAAAUAAGUGAAAAUGCAACGGACCAGACAAAACAGAAUAAGAACAAAGAUGAAGUAAACUCAAAUUGGAGAAGCAAGGACAAACAACCAAUAAUACCACAAGCGAACACUACACAUCCCUUUUGGAAUUUUUUGUCUGGAACUCAGUCACAAAAUUGGAGAAAGGACACCGAAUAUCGACCCCCAGUGCCUCAAAGCGAUUGGGUGAAUUCCAACUCCAAUUAUUACAAGAAUCAACCACAAGCACCUCCAUUCGUACCUUUUGCCCCACAAUAUCCGCCCCCGCAAUAUCGUCCCAGGAACAAUUUCCCAAAACAUUUGCCCAGCGUGAGCAAUUUACUUCCCAGCUGGACGCAGAACUCUCCAGCGCCAUUCCAGCCUAACCAAGCCAAUGAAAACCCAUCAAACACCCAAUCCAACCAAACCAACCAACGGACUAACCAGGGUGUGAAUAACCCAUUUGUGCCUUUACAAGUGCAGACUAGUCAAAGACGAGCCAACAAUGUGAACCAGCCUCCUCGUAACAUGGAGAGUCAGCCACCAACACAAUCUUUGCUACCCAAGCCUCAGCCUGUCGUGGCUCAGGUACCACAGAAUAAUCAACCUCCAACGAAUAGGACUAAAAAGAGGAAACCCAGAAUAGCGGCCAAUCUUCCUUUUCAGUUUGACUGAAUAUGUCAACUGUCAGUUGUCAAAUUCGAUCGAUUUAAACGUACAUUAUAAUAAGAUUAAACAUGUGACUCGACAUAUUAACUAACUUUUAAAACUAUAAAAAUUAUAUUUUGGAUAUGUGAAUGUAUUAUGUCAAAACUAUUUUCUUUGUGACAGGUGACAUUCAAGACUUGACACGUUCUUGUAUAAUGUCACGAAUAUAUUUGAACCUGUAUAUUUUUAAUACCUUGUUCUUUAUGAAUUUGAGUUUGAGACAAACGAAUUUAUGAAUUUGAGUCGAGUUUUUAAAUAAUUUUAAAUUAAAUGCGAUAUUUUUUAUGGCAUUCACGCCACAUUUAUUUAAUGUUUAGGCUGAAACGUUCAAUGUACAAAAUGACUAUAUCCGGAAAAUUAUUAUCAUUCUAUGUAACAGAUUUCACAAUCGAAUUCUGUACUACUCAAAAUCAAGGAAAAAUAAAUUUUAUUUGUUUUUGGACAAUAUUCAAUUAAGAUAUAUUACGGUAAUGUAUUAACUACGUUCAAGUCAGUUUUCAAAUCUUGUCAAUGUGUUACAUAUUUUUAUAAUUUAUAUUUUAAGAAAUUGUAUAUUUUAUUAUUGACGUGUCUAUAUGACUAUAAAUAGUUCCUUAAUGUCUUAGAAAAUAGAUGUUGUGUGAGUUUAAGAGAGUGAAAAAUAGCCGUCUUGUAAUAAUGUCAUAAUAUGUAUUGAAUAAAAUAAUAUUUUCUAAAUAAGGGUUAUAAUUUGAUCAAGGGCUGUCUUCAUCUAGAUUCACAUACUUUUGUAAUGUUGGCCCUAAACUUUUUUAGCCAACGGUAAUUUGUGACAGUCGUCACGUGACCAAAUUUUAGCUGUCAUUCCCACAGAUCUUCAAACAGCUGACAGCUGAUCUCAUGACUGUGGUAAAUCUUCUUAGAGGACCUUGCUCAAACGUGAAUAAUAAUAUUUAAGGAAAUUAGUUGAUGUAUUAAUGUAUCUAGAUGUCUAUGCCCUCGUAAAAUUAAUAUAGGGAUAUAAAAUUGACAUAAUAAGUGUAUCAAUUUUGUAAGUACUCUAAGAUGUUAAUCGUACAAAAUCAAAUUCGAUUCAAGUAAAUGUAAAAAAUAUUUAAAUCGGCAUUUCACAGUACAAUGUAUGUGAACUUAAAAUAAAUGUAUAAUAAUAAGUACAAGAGAAUUGUCAGUCGUUAUUAUAUACAUUACAUCACUGCCUUAUUUGAAAUGAUUUUAUGAGACCGACAGAGUAUUAAAUGUUUAAGUUUAACCAGAUAGAUUCUUUAAAAGAAAUUCUUUAGUUAUGUUAUUAGUGAAAUGCUUGAGUUUCAAUCAAGUUUUAUAAAUUAUGCGUGAAUUUGUAUGAAAAAUCUUAACAGCUCCUACAGUGGUACCUCAAAAAAAAAGUAUCUGAAAAAAAUUAAACUAUUUAUUAAAAUUUGACAUUUACGUAUAUAUCGGUUUAAUACUCUGUGAAUCUCAUGGUCAAUUAAACGCGGUUCGUUUGUCUGUGAUUGGUCAAACGGAAAGCGUGUCACGUGUAUAUUGUCAGACUGGGCAAUCUAAGACGUUUCAUUUGUUUUACAUUAGACAAUCUUAGUACAAUAAAUGCGACUGGCUAUUUUAUAUUUUUUUGUGGUAUCCUUGUUCAUAAACGUACUACAUGCUUAUCUUGUUAUUGCUUUGCUCACGUGUCUGGAUUGAAGGGACAAAAGCAAGACUUUGCUUUUAGUACGUUUAUAAAUAACUGAAUGUACAAAAGGUGUAUUUUUGUUUUUUAGAAUGAAAUAAAGUUUUGACAGCA